UUCCCUCCAUGAGACAGACACUCAGAGGACCGUCCAAACGCAUAAGAUGAUUAGGAAGAUAACCUUGGGCCUGGGAAGACACGUGUCCUCCAUGGCACGUGGGACCACCCAGGUGAGAAGACUUCUGCAUGGUGGUUAUGUCAGGAUUCAUCCCUCUGUACAGGAAGCUCUGGUGGAGGGGAGACCCGUUGUAGCUUUGGAAAGCACCAUCAUUACCCAUGGCAUGGCGUAUCCUCUGAAUUUGAGCAUGGCCAGAGAGGUGGAAGAAAUUGUAAGAAGAAAUGGAGCAGUGCCAGCCACUGUAGGUAUUUUAAGGGGCCAGAUCCACGUGGGCCUCACAGACGAGGAGCUCGAGUUCUUGGCAACCAGUAAAAAUGCAGUUAAAGUGUCUCGUAGAGAUUUUCCUUUCGUCCUCAGCCAGGGCUUGUCUGGUGGCACUACCGUGUCUGGAACAAUGAUCGCGGCACACAAAGCAGGAAUUCCUGUGUUUGUGACAGGUGGCAUAGGAGGUGUCCAUCGGGACGGGGAGAACACCCUGGAUGUGAGCGCUGACUUGACAGAGCUAGGACGAACUCCGGUUGCUGUUGUAUCUGCAGGAGCCAAGUCUAUCCUUGAUAUUGGCAGGACACUGGAAUAUCUGGAGACUCAGGGGGUGUGUGUGGCUGCCUUUGGAGAAUCAAGAGAGUUCCCAGCCUUCUUCUCACGCCAGAGUGGCUUCCAAGCACCGUAUCAUGUCCGGGAUGAAGUGGAGGCAGCUAAACUCAUUGACAGUGCUCUGGGGCUGGGCCUGAGCAGCGGGGUGCUGAUAGCAGUGCCCUGCCCCCAGGAGCGAGCUGCCCAGGGCCAGGCCAUCGAAGAGGCCAUCCAGAAAGCUCUCAGCCAAGCCAGGUCCAGAGGAAUCACAGGCAAAGAAGUGACCCCCUUUUUGUUAGAGAAACUCGCAGAAUUGACUGAUGGGAAAUCACUGGACUCCAACCUUGCGCUGAUCCAGAACAAUGCCAGAGUGGGCAGCUGCAUUGCAGUGGCCCUGAGCAAACUACAGAGAGCCAGAAGGAAGAGGAACCGGCCUGGGCGAGAGGAGGUGACCGCACCCCAACCAGUGGUGAUUGGCGGUAUCAACGUUGACUUUAUAGCCAAGGCACAGAACCCUGACAUCCUGGGCGGUGGGCAAACAAACGCUGGAAGAGUGAGACGAACCUUUGGCGGUGUUGGAAGGAACUUGGCAGACUGCUUAAGCCGUCUUGGACAAGCUCCUCUCCUCUUAUCAGCCGUGGGGAAGGAUGAGCAUUUGGGGUCUGUCCUGCACUACUGCCACCACAUGGACAUGAGCGGCGUCCUUCAGCUGGAGGGGAAGAGCACAGCCACUUACUGCGCCGUGAUCACCAGUGCUGGGGAGCUCAGCCUUGGCUUGGGAGACAUGGACAUCCACCAGCAGAUAACAGAGCAAUAUGUGUCCCAGUUCAAGGAGAACCUGUGUCAGGCCCCGCUUGUUUGCAUUGAUGGCAAUGUGCCUCUCUCCACUAUUCAGUACGUCUGCCAACUAGCUAGAGAGCACCAGCUAGCAGUGUGCUAUGAGCCAACAGAUGAGAACAAAGCCUCUAAGCCGUUCCUCUCAGACAGCUGGAAAGCACUCACGUACAUUUCCCCCAACCUGCAAGAGCUGAGAGCAAUCAAUCGGACCCUGGGGAACCCUCUGCCAGCAGAGCUGCCAUCCAGGUUGGAGGAUGUUGUCCAGGCUGCAGUGGCCCUGGCCUGCCCUUUGCUGGCCCACCUGCACUGUGUGGUGGUGACCCUCGGCGCUCACGGCGUCCUCCUGUGCGGCAAGAGCCUGGGAGGGAGCAUCUCCCUUUAUCCAGGAGCUCAUGAACAGCCCGCCGCUGCCAGGCUCUGUGCUGCCCACUACCCCGCCGUGCCCAUCAGCAGGGAGGAGAUGGUCAGCGUCUCAGGAGCUGGUGACAGUUUAAUGGCAGGAAUCCUUGCAGGGAUGCUUGCUAACCAUGACACAGGCACGUGUGUCCGGAUGGGUCUGCUGGCUGCCAGCUUGUCUCUCCGUUCCUACGAGCCCAUCUCCCCAGAAAUCAGCACUUCCAGUGUCAGCCAGGAGCAAGUCAAGAGCAGGAGCUGGCCAGAGGUGAAGGUAUGGAAGAUGGACUAGAACACUGUGGCUUUCUCAUCUAUCACCUCAUUGCACUCGCAGCAUUCCUGUUUUGAGGAACUGGACUGUGUUUUGAGCUUUGAGAACAACCAUCUGUUUUGCUCCUGAGUAAGACCUCAGGAAAGGAGGCCUCAACCCAGGGAACUUCUGUGGAAUGAAAAGCUGGUUUCUGGUCUUUCAGACCUCCUGGUUUUCUGACCUCCAGGCCAUCUAGAUUUUCUAUUGAGGGAAUUUUCUCUUCCUCCACCUUGUGUCACUGUUGUCCAUUAUCAUGGUAGCUCCUCUGUCAUUGAUUCCUGGAUCUUCAGGACCACGUCUCUUUAGCUGGGCCCAGCAGCAACAUCUGCUCUUGCUGCUUACUCUUCCCUAUCCAAGAGGUCCCAUGGAUCGCAACCUGUGGCACGGUGCAGCUGUCAGGAGCACGACACUGUAGGAUAACCUCAUCCACCUUCCCAAGCCAGCCAGCACACACCACACCGUCUUGCUCUGAAGCCCAAUGCCCCUGGAGAAAGUAGGGAAGACAAAGUAAAGAAGAGUGACCAGGGACCAGCUGGUGGCCUUUAAAAGAUGAUCGUUCCUUGUUCCACAUGGCUUCCUCUGAACUUGGGGCUUCCUUCCUUCUUUAGUCCAGAGUAUCAAGACUGAAGCGAAAGAGAUCAGAGGGAGCUAAGGCAUCUCCGAUGGAAACAAAGAGGAAAAGUCCUUCUCUCUCUCUAAGCAUGAGAUGUGCACAGGAUGCAACUGCAGGUGCCAACAGAUCAGUGAACACUGAAACUCAUUAAAACUGAUUUCUAGUAGAGUUUGGUCUUGGUGCUGGCUGGUUCUUGAACCUGACUGAUAGCAAACCUGGAGUACAGACUCACUCUCCAUUUCAGCCAGAGACCACUGUCAGUGAGGUCCCUUGGCUGAGGAGCAGAUCCCUGGUGUCUGACACAGCACUGAGCUCAGCCAAAGCUUGAUCAGGGCAGCUGUAACACCACUCUCCUGGGAGGGCUCUGCUGUUUAACCAGUGAGCUCCCACUGCAAUUGAUGGAGGCACUAACUGGGCGCCUUUCCUCUACCUGAGACUCUACUGCCACCAGGCUCGUAGCAGCCCCUUCCCUCUGAGCCCACCAGCUUUCCAUCACACACACAAACAUUCACCGU
Messenger RNA from Hirundo rustica (Barn swallow), 3301 nucleotides. RefSeq lists its product as uncharacterized. Bases 47 to 2155 code for a protein of 702 amino acids. Gene Ontology annotation, molecular function: pseudouridylate synthase activity; kinase activity. Lineage: Eukaryota; Metazoa; Chordata; Aves; Passeriformes; Hirundinidae. The transcript is spliced from 19 exons. The record is from RefSeq and is a predicted model, not a curated record.